This is a messenger RNA of Drepanopeziza brunnea f. sp. 'multigermtubi' MB_m1, 585 nucleotides long. RefSeq lists its product as uncharacterized. Gene Ontology annotation, cellular component: mitochondrion. The record is from RefSeq and is a predicted model, not a curated record. NCBI's taxonomy places the organism in Eukaryota, Fungi, Ascomycota, Leotiomycetes, Helotiales, Drepanopezizaceae.
AUGGCCGAACCACAGUCAACAACACCAGCUCCUGGAGCUGGAGCUUCCACAACCUCCAACUCAGAGUCCAUGUUCUUCUCCCAACGGGCGCGCCGUCAACUGGGUCUCUUUGCUGCAGGCGCUGGCUUCUUCCUGCUCUCUACCACCGUCACUCGGAGAUCGAUCGCCCGCCGAAACAAGUCCAUCAUGCCCAAGUUCUACCAACCGAGCAAUCGAACAACCAUCGAGAUCAAUGGGGCCGUAGAGGCUAUUGAGGCUCUGAGUCUCGCUACAUUAAACGUUGCCAGCGUAGGAAUUAUGUUUACAGGAGGGCUGCUUUGGGCCUUCAACAUCAGUUCAGUCGAUGACAUGAGGAAAAAGGUGCGGAAGAACAUCGGGGUGGUUGCGGAGCCGACAGACCAGGACGAGGAACAAGAGAUGGAGGAAUGGUUUGCCACGGUACUCGCGAGGAAAGAGUUCAAGGCGUUACGAGGGGAAUUUGGUGUCCGGGACGAUGGUACUAUGGACAAAAAAGGGGACAGUACCAAGGACAAGCGCGAGGAUAGUCCAAAGAAGGACGACGAACCGCCGCAGAAGAAGCCUUGA